AUUGACCCUAUGUAGUUAUGCAAUAAACCCAUCUCAGUCCGAAUGAAUGCCUCUAUCCACUUUGAAAGAUGCUGGCAUCCCAACCUCAACACCACCACCUCUCCGCCACUCUUCACCUCCAAGACCACCGCCGUCGUCCUCCGCCGGCAGCCACUCUCCACCCUCCUGCAACUAAUUCCAAACGCCGCCCCUUAUUCUCCGCCAUCUCCUCCUCCCUCCGCCACCACCAACACACCUCCCCAGACCACCAAAACGACGCCGUCGCAUCAACCGGUGAAAGUGACAUUCUCCGAACCCACAACGCCAAAUCCACCGCCGCCCUCCUCCGCCACCUCUCAACUCAAAACCAGCAAAACCCAGAUGGACAAAAUCAAGAACCAUUCCUUCCAUUACUCAAACAAGAUAAAGAAAAAUUACUCGAAAUCUCGUUACUCACUAAAAGAACCCCACAAUUUCCAGGUUCAAUUUACAUCAACUCUUCUCUCCCACUUGUUCAGAGUGUCUUCAAAGGGCAAAAUGGUAAUCUUGACUAUUCCGACGAUGACGUGGACGACGAAAUGCUGGUGAGAGCACUUGAGAUAAGAAGGAAAGUGACUGCCUCAAUUUUCAAAGAGGCUAUGAAAAAGGACAAAUUUGGGAUCACUUAUUGCGAGAAUUUGAUUUCCGAAAUACCCGAUUUUAUUGAUUAUUUGAUGAUUAAGGCCGUCUCGAUGAAGAAACUCCCCGAUUUUUCGCAGUCUUCGUAUAAUGUUCGCGCAAACUUCUUCAUCGAUGAAUGUAAAGUUGUCCCACUUAUAAGGUGGUUGAAACACAAUUCACUUUCAUAUCCACAAAUCGGGAAGCUAAUAUGCGCGUCGAAAGGGAAUCUCGAUUCGAUACGACAGCUGGCGCAAUGGUUGAAAACGAUCCACAUAAAAGGGAGGUAUAUAGGAGUGACAUUAACACGUGCCGGUGGGAACGUAUUGGAACGAAGCAUAGAAGAAUUCAACGAAAUUGUCGAGUAUUUGGAAGAAAAUGGCGUAAGAAAAGAUUGGAUGGGAUAUGUAGUUAGUCGGUGUCCCGAGAUAUUGUCGUUUAGUAUGGAAGAGCUGAGGCGUCGAACCGAUUUCUACUUGUCUAUGGGUAUGGAGAAAAACGAUUUCGGGACAAUGCUUUUCGACUGUCCUAAAGUGAUCGGUUACUUCUCUAUCGAAGAGAUGAAUCAAAAGGUAGCAUAUUUGAAGGAGUUUGGGCUCGAUAACGAAGAAGUGGGAAGAUUAUUAGCAUUUAAACCACAAUUAAUGGCUUGUAGUAUCGAAGAAAGAUGGAAGCCUCUUGUUAAGUAUUUUUAUUACCUCGGAAUUUCGAAAGAUGGUAUGAGAAGAAUCCUCACUAUGAAACCGAUGGUUUUUUGUAUUGACCUAGAGAAGACCAUUGUGCCAAAGGUUGAGUUUCUACGAGAUAUAGGUGUUCAUGAAGAUGCCAUUGGCAAUAUGCUUGCUAGGUUUCCUUCGUUGUUUACGUACAGUCUAUACAAGAAGAUACGCCCGGUGGUCAUAUUCCUAUUGACGAAAGCCGGAAUUUCUCAAAGGGAUAUCGGAAAAGUGGUUGCCUUAGGGCCAGAGCUCUUAGGAUGCAGCAUAACAAAUAAAUUAGACCAAAACGUAAAAUAUUUUUUGUCGCUUGGAAUAAGGCUCACUGUAUUGGGUGAAAUGAUUACCGAUUUCCCCAUGCUUUUGAGGUAUAAUGUAGAUGUUCUCCGUCCUAAAUACCGUUACUUGCGAAGAAUUAUGAUACGGCCUUUGAAGGAGCUCAUUGAGUUUCCGAGGUUUUUCAGUUAUUCGCUUGAAGGGAGAAUAAUACCAAGGCAUAAGAUAAUGGUGGAAAAUCGGAUAAAUUUUAAGCUUAGGUAUAUGUUGGGAAGCACAGAUGAAGAAUUCGAGAUGAGAGUCAAAGAGGCGGUGGAGAAACGGACGAGAUUCGAAUCUGGUGUUCCGUAUAAAGAAGAAUCUUCAUAUUCCCAAAAUGACGAUCUGUCAGAAACAAUGCCUGUAUACGGAAUACCAGAUAACUUGGUACUUGAUACAGAUCAUUAGUAGAACAGUUGUAAGAGCUUUUAAGUAGUUAUAUACACUUUUAUUGUAUAUAUAGUUGAAAUUUUACUAUCUGAGAAGCUUAUAUAUCUUUGUAUAAAUGAAUAGGAGGGUGUUUGGC
Erythranthe guttata (spotted monkey flower) is the source of this 2193-nucleotide messenger RNA. RefSeq names its product Mitochondrial transcription termination factor family protein. Gene Ontology annotation, molecular function: double-stranded DNA binding. Gene Ontology annotation, biological process: regulation of DNA-templated transcription. Lineage: Eukaryota; Viridiplantae; Streptophyta; Magnoliopsida; Lamiales; Phrymaceae. The record is from RefSeq and is a predicted model, not a curated record.